This is a messenger RNA of Colletotrichum phormii, 1358 nucleotides long. Its product is annotated as glycosyltransferase. Gene Ontology annotation, molecular function: dol-P-Man:Man(5)GlcNAc(2)-PP-Dol alpha-1,3-mannosyltransferase activity. The record is from RefSeq and is a predicted model, not a curated record. The transcript has 3 exons. Bases 41 to 1336 code for a protein of 431 amino acids. Gene Ontology annotation, cellular component: endoplasmic reticulum. NCBI's taxonomy places the organism in Eukaryota, Fungi, Ascomycota, Sordariomycetes, Glomerellales, Glomerellaceae.
UCUUUCCCGACCUGCGCAAUUCAGCCCGCGACGCCUCACCAUGGCCGAGCCAGCGCCCCCAAUCCCAAUCUACGUGCAAGCGUCUCGCUUUGUGCUGGACGUAGCCAAUGGCCGGCAUGCGCUCUCCAAGGCCGUUCCGCCCGUCCUCCUUGCCCUGGAUGCCGUCCUCUGUGGGCUCAUCAUCUGGAAGAUCCCCUAUACGGAAAUCGACUGGGUAGCCUACAUGGAACAAAUCUCCCAAUACGUCUCGGGCGAGCGCGAUUAUACCAAGAUCAAAGGCGGCACCGGACCUCUCGUAUACCCUGCCGCCCACGUGUACACAUACACGGGCCUAUACUACCUCACCGAAGAGGGCAAGAACAUUUUCCUGGCCCAGCAGCUAUUUGCUAUCCUAUACCUGGCGACUCUUGCCGUUGUAAUGGCCUGCUACUGGCAAGCAAAGGUCCCGCCGUACAUCUUCCCGCUCCUGAGCCUCUCGAAGCGCCUCCACAGCGUCUUUGUCCUGCGCUGCUUCAACGACUGCUUCGCGACCCUCUUCCUCUGGCUCGCCAUCUUCUUCUUCCAGAAGCGACUAUGGACACCGGGCGCCGUCUUAUACAGCUGGGGCUUGGGAAUCAAAAUGUCGCUGCUGCUCGUCCUUCCCGCCGUGGGCAUCGUGCUCUUCCUCGGACGCGGCUUCGGGGGAAGUCUCCGCGCGGCAUGGCUCAUGGCACAGGUACAAAUCGUCAUUGGGAUCCCCUUCGUCUCGAACAACGCAAAGGGGUACCUCGGCCGCGCCUUUGAGCUGUCACGGCAAUUCUUCUUCAAGUGGACGGUCAACUGGCGCUUCGUGGGCGAGGAGACCUUUCUCAGCAAGCCCUUUUCAAUUGCACUACUAGGACUGCACGCGACGGCCCUGCUCGUCUUCGUCUUCACGCGGUGGCUCAACCCCACGCAGAGACCCCUGUCCUCCCUGCUCCCGGCGAUGCUCCAGGGCAAAUCUCCCUUCUCGGCGCUGGAAGAGGCCCAGGUGGCCAGCCGUGUGACGCCGCGCUACAUCCUCACGACGAUCCUGUCGGCCAACGUCAUGGGCCUCCUCUUUGCGAGGUCUCUCCAUUACCAGUUCUACGCCUAUCUAGCCUGGUCGACGCCGUACCUGCUCUGGCGCAGCGGUCUCCCCUUUUACGUGGUGUAUAUCCUCUGGGCGGCGCAGGAGUGGGCGUGGAACGUGUACCCCAGCACGGACUUGAGUUCCGAGUUUGUCGUGGGCGUGAUGGCGGUCACCGUGGCGGCUACGUGGUUCGGCACGGCGGAUGAAGGGGCGCCGGCCGAGAAGCCAGAGUCGAUGAAGCGGUGAUGCGGUGGUGGUGGUGGUGGUG